AAUCAUGGUAAGCACACAGUGACUGUGGGAUAGUGAAGCCUAGUGAUAUACUUACCUUUUGAUGUUGGUUUGAAGGGCUGUAGUGUUACUGACGUGUCGUAGUGACAAAAAAAAAAAGUAUAGAUCCCUUGCGGGAUACUUCGGUCGUUCUUAGGCGGACCACGCUCAUCCCAUGAGGGAUGUAUCGGACCGUAACGGUUACAACGGCCAGUAGAAUACGACGUCAAUUCCAAAGCAGUAUGUUUUAUGGGCAACGCAAUGCUGCAUUGGAGACUCAGGAACGUGUACCAUGGGUAGCCCCUGACGACGCUGAAGGAAGUGAUGUCGACGUGAGCCCUUUGGACAUUGACAGUGAUGAUGACGACCCUACCUACGUUCCUGACGAAGGCCUUACUCAGGACGAUGCCUUUGACCCUCCUAACUCUAGAGCUCGCAAGGUCAAUGUUGUUGUCCCUCAAGCGAUGCCUAUGGAAGAGGAAGGUGAGCCUAACCUAAGAGGUCUCGUGCUGAUGAAUGGAAGAAGGAAGACAUUGAUAUCCGUGCCCUGCCCAACUUCAUUCAUCAGAAGCCUGACUAUUUGAGGGAACCUUAUGAAUAUUUCUCCCAGUUCUUCACAACUGAAUUGAGGGAACACAUUGUGUAUCAAUCCAACCUGUACUCAAGACAGAAGGAUGUAGGCAGCAACUUCCACAUGUCAGAAGAGGAUCUCAUGGUUUUCCUUGGCCUCAUCGUGUACAUGGGCCUGGUUCCUCUCCCUAGCAUAGUUGACUUCUGGGCCGUGAAGACCAGGAUUCCUCAAGUUGCAGACUUCAUGUCCAGGAACCGCUUCAAGGCAAUUCGAUCUUCCCUUCACUUCAGCGACAAUGACCAGGCAGCUGCAUCCCAAGAUCGGUUCUUCAAGGUGAGAGUCCCCUUCACCAAGGUCACCAGAGAGUUCCUGAAAGUUCCUGAGACUCCUAUCCACUCCAUUGAUGAAGUGAUGGUCGCCUAUAAGGGCACAAGGGCUGGUAACCUUCGCCAGUAUGUCGCAAAGAAGCCUGACAAGUGGGGCUUCAAGUUGUUCUGCCGCUCCAGUGUGGAUGGGUUUGUGCAUGAUAUUCUCAUGUACCAAGGGGAGACAACCUUUGUGAGCCACCAUACUAUGCUAUCUGAAGAGGAGAAAGCCAUGUCUGUAACU
Molecule: messenger RNA, 1177 nt
Organism: Macrobrachium nipponense
Lineage: Eukaryota; Metazoa; Arthropoda; Malacostraca; Decapoda; Palaemonidae
Exons: 3
Coding region: 180-581 (133 amino acids)
Source: RefSeq, a predicted model, not a curated record